Messenger RNA from Anoplopoma fimbria (sablefish), 1445 nucleotides. It is a transcript of the gene calb2a, whose product is annotated as calbindin 2a. Lineage: Eukaryota; Metazoa; Chordata; Actinopteri; Perciformes; Anoplopomatidae. The record is from RefSeq and is a predicted model, not a curated record. The transcript is spliced from 11 exons. Gene Ontology annotation, molecular function: calcium ion binding. Gene Ontology annotation, biological process: regulation of presynaptic cytosolic calcium ion concentration; regulation of long-term synaptic potentiation. Gene Ontology annotation, cellular component: synapse; nucleus; terminal bouton. Bases 64 to 879 code for a protein of 271 amino acids.
ACAGAAAAGUUAGCGGCGGAUUUUUUUUUGGCUCCUGACAAGCAGCAUCCCUACGAAAGCAUCAUGGCCAACAAAGCACAGCAGCCUCCUCACCUGCACCUGGCCGAGGUCACCGCGUCCCAGUUCCUGGACAUUUGGAAACAUUUCGACGCUGACGGUAAUGGCUACAUCGAGGGGAAGGAGCUGGAGAACUUCUUCAAGGAGUUGGAGAUGGCCCGGAGAGGAGCAGGGGUGGACCCUUCAAACCCCACAUUCAGAGAAAAGAUGAAGGAGUUCAUGCAGAAGUUCGACAAGAACAAAGACGGACGAAUUGAGAUGUCAGAGCUGGCCCAGAUUCUCCCAACAGAAGAGAACUUCCUGCUCUGCUUCAGAGAGUUUGUCAGCUCCAGUGCUGAGUUUAUGGCGGCAUGGCGGCGAUAUGACACAGAUCGCAGCGGCUACAUUGAAGCAAAUGAAUUGAAGGGCUUUCUGUCAGACCUGCUGGAGAAGGCUAACAGACACUACGAUGACAAGAAGCUCCAGGAGUACACACAGACCAUACUCAGGAUGUUUGAUCUGAAUGGAGAUGGGAAGUUGGGCCUGUCAGAGAUGGCAAGGCUUCUCCCUGUUCAGGAGAAUUUCUUACUCAAAUUCCAGGGUGUCAAGUUGACCACUGAGCAGUUCAAUGCCAUCUUCACAUUCUAUGACAAGGAUGGGAAUGGCUACAUUGAUGAGCAGGAGUUAGAUGCCCUGCUACGAGACCUUUACCAGACAAACAAGAAGGAGGUGGAUGUGAAGAACCUGGGGGGCUACAAGGAGAGCAUCAUGAAACUGUCCGAUGGAGGGAAGCUCUACCGUAGCGAGCUGGAAAUUGUCCUCUGCAGGGAGCCCAUAGUGUGACUCUUCCUCCUCUCUCUUGUUGUGCAUCAUCAUUUUCUCUGCCUGCCCUGCCCCGCUCUCCCGAGACCACGCCCACUUCUAACUGCCUGGCAACAUAUACCAGGUGCAUGUGCCAGACACCCCUGCCCCCUAUCAUUUCCCCAACCCGCCCUCAAGUUACAACAUCAGAACUAAUAAGUGCACCGUCAGCACGCAAAACAGCUCUUCCUCCUUGAACCCUCAUUUUUCUGCCACCUGACUUGUCUGAAACCUCUACAGUAGCUUUUCACCUUCUCAGCUCCUGCCCCAUGUCCUUUACUAUUUCUGACCUCAUAAACAUCCCUGCCAUCCAUGCUGUGCCUGACUUGCAACUCCUGACCAAAAGCCCAACCCAGUUUUUUCCACAGAAACAACCUUUUGACCCGUUGAUAACCCCCGAACCUUGACCCCGGCUUCGUUGACCCCUCCAUCCCCACCCUCGUCCAACUUUGCAUUAGAUACAAUAUAUAUAGUCAUACAAAACUGCAGACAGCUGUGUUUGAAUUUAUAGUUUGUGAUGGAACUGAUUUUUCCGCCUGUUUGCCCUG